AGGCCAAAGCAAUCGAUGCGGACCGGCUGUGCGGCGUCCAACGCGCAGUCCGGAGCAAUCGAGGGCGGAGCGGCGGCAUGCGGCGGGCAUGGCGGCGGGCGGGCCGGGGCCGCGGCGCCUGGUGCACCUGGACAUGAAGGGCGCCGCUCCCCGCGCAGGGUACCUGGCGGAGGUGCUGCCGCUGCUUCGCGCCCUGGGCGCCACCGGGCUGCUGCUGGAGUACGAGGACACCUUCCCGUACACGGGGCCGCUGGGGCCGCUGCGGGCGCCGCACGCAUACAGCCCUGGGGAGGUGCGGGCCGUGCUGAGCCAGGCGAGGGCGCAGGGGCUGGAGGUGGUGCCGCUGGUGCAGACCUUCGGGCACAUGGAGUUUGUGCUGAAGCACAAAGAGUUUGCUCAUCUCCGGGAGGUGAAGGCCUUUCCCAACGCCCUCAACCCGCACAAGGAGGAGUCGCGGGCACUGGUCAAAGCCAUGAUUGACCAGGUCAUGGCACUGCAUGGAGACGUAAAAUGGUUUCACAUCGGAUGUGAUGAGGUCUACUACCUCGGCGAAGGAGAGGAGUCAAAGCAGUGGCUGCAGCAACAGGACAACACUCCAGAGAAGCUGUGCUUAUCCCACAUAAAAGCAGUAGCGAGUUGUGUGGCCUCAUCUUACCCCACUGUGACACCCAUCGUGUGGGAUGACAUGCUCCGAGGCAUAAGUGAGGAGACGCUGGCAGAAUCUGGGGUGCCACAGCUUGUGCAGCCGAUGAUCUGGGACUACGCAGCGGACCUGGAUGUGGAAGGCAAAGUGCAUCUCAUAGAGAAGUAUCGUAGAUGUGGCUUCUCCAAGGUGUGGUUUGCUAGUGCUUUUAAAGGAGCUACAGGAGUGAAUCAGUCUCUAAUCCUUAUUGGACACCACUUAAAAAACCAUCUUCAGUGGCUGAAAGUGGCAAGCAAAAGCCCUGCCGAUGUCCUCGAAGGUAUCGCACUGACCGGCUGGCAGAGAUAUGAUCACUUCUCUGUUUUGUGUGAGCUUCUCCCAGUGGCAAUUCCAUGCUUGGCUGUAUGUCUGCAAACACUAAAGAAUGGUGGUUAUUCUGACAAGGUUAAAGAAAACGUAGAAGAGCUCCUGGGAAUGUCUAACCUGGAGAUUGAUACUUUCAUGAGCACAAGUCUGGGAACCUUUCCUGGGAGCAAUAUCCUCAUGCUUGUGACCGAAAUUAGUUUCUACCUCAAGUCAUCAGUGGAUGAACUUCUUGAAAGGAACAGGUAUGUCACAGGCUGGUUCAGCCCCUACCACAGGAAAAGGAAGAUUAUCCAUCCCAUAAUAAUGCAUCACUUUCAGCCAGAUGCAGUAAGUCUUCUCUCCAAGUGGAAUGGUGUGGUGCGAGACCUCCAAGCAGCCAUGGAGCAAGUCUUCCACAAAUGUACUGUAGAGGAGUGGAUGGAGGAGAAUGUCUACCCCAGCCUCCAGAAGCUGCAGCAAGUGGUGGAUGAUUUAGACGAAGCGAUAAAGGCACAAAAUUAGGGACACAUCAGUGAGUCUGUCUUACUCCAUGGGAAAACACAGCUAGUGGAGAUCAGCAGCUAGUCACUGAGCUAGUUUGUCAUCUUGAGAAUUGAAGCAAGAACUGUGAUGAAAGUGACCUGAAGGCAUCAAAGAACUUGGUAGUGUAUUAGGCUGCAGCUCUGUUUUAAUUUUCCUGUCUUAAUGCAUUGCUGAGCCUUGAAUCACCUGCCCUGUGAAGGAGAUUUGCUCCCCUUGCGUAAGAGAGCACAAGAGUCACAACUUAGCUCUUUUACAAGGCAGGAGAAAAACCCAGUUUCUUCCAAUUCCACUAUUAGUAGUAGUAAGACUUUCUUACAUAACAAUGACCUGGAAGAGUUCUAUGAGUUCUACUCUAGUCAGUAGCCAAUGUGUUCUCCUUUUACAGUUUCUACAAAAUGCAAGAUUUAGGAUACUUCAGACAUGCUCUGGGUCCUUACAUUCUGUACUGUGACUCAGUCUUUCAGCUGCAUUGAAAUGUCCUACCAUGCCAUCAUGACAAGCCCUUCCAUAGCAUGUAGCAGUUGAUUUGUUCCAGAUUCUGUUUUGGACUUUUCCAUUCUUUGAAAUACAUGAAACAUCAGUUUUAAAUCCAGCUUUGGUGAACUUGAGAUCAGGAAACUGACCUCCAGCCUUUUGCAGAAGUCUGAGCAAGGAACUGCUGUUGAUCUGCUCACGAGGCUACAGCAGAUGUAAGAGAUGCACUAUCAGAGCAACAGGGAGCUCUGGAAAAGGAGCUUGUUACCAGCAGUGACGGUGACACUUGGCUGUGAGGGAAAGCUGCCUUAACAUGCUGGUCUUCUAAACUUCUUACCAAAGCAUCAAAGCUAAGCAUCAUCCCAACACCACAGAAAAGCACCAUCCCAGUCACUUUAACAUAUCCAUUUCACCUGAGAGACUGCAGACUCAUUCACGCUUGAAGCAUGGCUGAAGUCUACUGAAUAUGAGGGGGAAAUGCUGUUAUGUUACAUUCUGCUUUAAUGUUGAACUUGUGUAUAGCAAUAUAUUUUCUGGACUUAACUACAGCAUUCAGAUAAUCACCACAAUGGAAAAUCAGUUCAAAAGCCUGGUAGUUAAGUAAGUAUGCUACUUUACCAUGAGUAUUCAGAAUAUUCCUGUUUGCUUCAUUUAUUGCUUUCUUGAAAGUCUUAUUUUGGAAGCACAGGUAUUGACAUCUACUUGGAACAAUCUAUUCUAAAGACCACAGCUCUAGCUACAGGAUGUACAAGUACAGCAUGAGACAAAUCUAACUUAUUUAAUGACGGCUACAGGAGUUAAGUCCAUAUGCAGAUUUUUAGCUAUAGAAUCAAUGGCUAUGUAAACCUUAAUUACCAAAGCCACAUACCUUGAACUAAACAAGAUCUUAAUUUAUUUUACUUUAAUAAAUCCUUUGAUACUCAAGAA
This is a messenger RNA of Pezoporus flaviventris, 2932 nucleotides long. It is a transcript of the gene HEXD, whose product is annotated as hexosaminidase D. The record is from RefSeq and is a predicted model, not a curated record. Gene Ontology annotation, biological process: carbohydrate metabolic process. Bases 89 to 1510 code for a protein of 473 amino acids. NCBI's taxonomy places the organism in Eukaryota, Metazoa, Chordata, Aves, Psittaciformes, Psittacidae. The transcript has 12 exons. Gene Ontology annotation, molecular function: hexosaminidase activity.